UCAGAAGUAGAUUUAAAAAGUUUUUCAAGUUGGUUUUUUUUUCGUAAUCAGUGCCUCGACAAGUCGUCUUCCGGACAAGAUGUGGACCGUCAGCUACGUGUUGUACGCAAUAAUUGUCGGUUUGUUUGCGGUCAGUUAUCGCAAGUCCAAAGGAGUUUUCUUCCUCAAGGAUGUCAUAACGAAAUUGAAUGUGAUACUAAAAAGUAGGGAUAAGAAGAAAUUUAGCAAUUUAAAUAAUAACAACAAUGAAAGUGAUAAAACGAGCAUCGUUCGCUCGAGUAAAGACAUUCCUGGACCGUUGUCAGUGCCACUUUUUGGGACAAAAUGGAUCUAUUGGUGGCGUUAUAAGAUGACAAAAAUUCAUGAAACGUACAAAGAUUUUUACAAAAAAUACGGACCAAUAGUGGUUGAAAAGACAGGAAAUGGCUUCCCAAUUGUCAGUUUAUUCGAUCGUGAUGACAUUGAACGAGUUCUUCGGUAUCCCAGUAAAUAUCCUUUUAGACCUCCAACUGAAAUUAUUGGUUUUUACCGAAAAUCUCGACCGGAUCGAUAUGCAAGUGUUGGAAUGCCAAAUGCUCAAGGCGAGGAAUGGUAUCAUUUACGAUCGAAGCUCACAGGCGGAAUUACCAGUCGAAAAUUAUUGUGGUCAUUUUUGCCAACACUCAACGUUAUCUGUGAUGAUUUUAUAGACCUCAUUAAACAUAAAAGGGAUGAAAAUGGAGUCGUUCAUAAUUUUCAAGAUAUGGCGAAUUUGAUGGGAUUGGAGACUGUUUGUUGUUUGAUGCUUGGCAGACGUGUCGGAUAUUUAUCCAAAGACACAAUAAAUCCCCGAUUUAACGAAUUAGCAAGUGCCGUUAAGCGCCUUUUCAUCCUUCAACGUGAUGCCUACUUUGGAAAUGGCAUGUGGAAACAUUUCCCAACGAAGACCUACAAAGAUUUCGCUCAAACCGAGGACUUGAUUUACGACAUUGUAUCAGAAAUUGUCGAUGAAACGCUUCAAAAUGGCGACAUGGAGUGUCAAACUGAGGAUAUUCGAAGUGUUUACUUAAACAUUCUCAACUCAGACGUCGACAUCAGAGACAAAAAAGCAGGAAUAAUCGAUUUUAUUGCAGCUGGAAUCGAAACUCUCGCCCACACAUUGUCCUUCUUUUUCUACUUCAUCACGCAAGACCCGCAUGAUCAGGAACGCAUUUAUCACGAGUUCGCGCAUUGUCAUGGCGAAAUUACCGUUGAGAUGUUGUCGAAGGCGCAUUAUACGAAGGCCUGCAUUCAUGAAAAUUACAGAUUGUGUCCAACGGCAUUUUGUAUCGCGAGAAUUUUAGAAGAGGAUUAUACUUUGUCAGGAUAUCAUUUGAAAGCAGGGUCCUUUGUCCUUUGCCAAACAAUGGUCGCCUGCCAAGACGAGAAAAACUUCAAAGACGCCAAGAAAUUCCUGCCGCAACGAUGGCUCGACCCAAACCAAAACGAAUUUAGCAUCAAUGCCGGUGGCCCAGGCGCCUCCAUCGUCUUACCAUUCGGCAUCGGAAAACGCACUUGCCCCGGAAAAAAGUACAUCGAGAUGGAAUUGAGCUUGGUCGUGGCAAAACUACUGAAAGAAUUCAAAGUUGAGUUUAUCGGAGAACUGGAGACUGCAUUCGAGUUCCUUAUUGCGCCAAAAACCCCAGUGAAUGUCCGUUUUGUGGAUCGCACGCUUUGACGAUGGAUUUUUUUUUUCUUGUUUUUCUUUUUCAAAUAAAAUACUCACAAAAUGUUCAGCUAAAGUUGUAAACAAAACUU
Culicoides brevitarsis is the source of this 1776-nucleotide messenger RNA. It is a transcript of the gene shd, whose product is annotated as ecdysone 20-monooxygenase. The transcript has 7 exons. The record is from RefSeq and is a predicted model, not a curated record. Bases 80 to 1696 code for a protein of 538 amino acids. NCBI's taxonomy places the organism in Eukaryota, Metazoa, Arthropoda, Insecta, Diptera, Ceratopogonidae. Gene Ontology annotation, molecular function: heme binding; oxidoreductase activity, acting on paired donors, with incorporation or reduction of molecular oxygen; monooxygenase activity.